AUGGCGGAAAAGAAAUAUCAGCAACAGCAGCCUCAAAUCAGCAUGGCGGCCAGUGCCAUCGCCAUGCGCGGCAUCCGCCUCUUUCUCAACGCUGGGCGGAAUGCAGCGGAGAAACGUGCUUCCCCUCCUCGCACCCGACGCACUAAGGCUGUCCUCCCUGCGAACAAGCUUCCGUUAAGCGGUAUCGAGGCUUUGUUCAAGACCACCCGGUUUACCAAGAAUGAGCUGGAGGCGCUGUUCGCGAUGUACCGCCGGCUGGUGGUCGCGGCGCAGGCUGUAGCGCCGACCAGCGUCAUCGGUCAACCAGUUCCUAAAGUAGACGGCAUCGACCAGAACACAUUUCGCGACGUGAUGCACAACACUUUCGACCUAGUCACCGAAGAAAUAAUCCUCGACCGGAUCUGGUUCACCUGGGAGCGAGGCGCGAGCGGUGGCGAGGGUGCUCUCAAGUUCGAGGCGUGGGCUCGCGGCCUCAGCAAGCUGCUGCGAGGCAACGACGACGAGCGGCGCGCGCACUGCUUCGCGGUCUACGACUUGAACUGCGACGGGUACAUCACUAGAGACGAGAUGUUCUUACUACUCAAGAACUCAUUGCUCAAGCAGCCGGGAGACGAGGACCCAGAUGAGGGAGUGAGGGAUCUGGUGGAACUAGUGCUCAAGAAAAUGGAUAUAGAUAAGGACGGGAAAUUGUCUAUGGAUGAUUACAAGCAAGCAGUUGAACAAGAACCUCUGUUGCUAGAGGCAUUCGGGCAAUGCUUACCUUCAAGGCGCCACGCUACUACGUUUCUUAAGACUUUGAGUACGAAGCAAUAAAACUCAUUUCCUAAGGACGAUUUAGGUUUGGCGCACGGUGGCUCUU
This is a messenger RNA of Maniola jurtina (meadow brown), 859 nucleotides long. Its product is annotated as EF-hand calcium-binding domain-containing protein 1. The transcript is spliced from 5 exons. Lineage: Eukaryota; Metazoa; Arthropoda; Insecta; Lepidoptera; Nymphalidae. Gene Ontology annotation, molecular function: calcium ion binding. The record is from RefSeq and is a predicted model, not a curated record. The coding region runs from base 1 to 813 and encodes 270 amino acids.